Tyto alba (common barn owl) is the source of this 3506-nucleotide messenger RNA. It is a transcript of the gene PTPN23, whose product is annotated as protein tyrosine phosphatase non-receptor type 23. The record is from RefSeq and is a predicted model, not a curated record. Lineage: Eukaryota; Metazoa; Chordata; Aves; Strigiformes; Tytonidae. Gene Ontology annotation, molecular function: protein tyrosine phosphatase activity. Gene Ontology annotation, biological process: protein dephosphorylation.
AUGCCCAGCCCUGGCUGCGUGUCCCCCACCCAGCUCCAUCCCGGUGGGUGCUGGUGGAACACCACCGUUCAGACCCUGGUGGCCUCCUAUGAAGCCUACGAGGACCUGAUGAAGAAAUCGCAGGAGGGGAAGGAUUUUUACACCGACCUGGAGGCGAAGGCCGCCAAGCUGCUGGAGAAAGCCCGGGCCGCCUGCCAAGCCGCCGAGGCCAACAGGCAACAGAUUUUGGAGAAGGAGCUGAAGAAGCAGCCACCCCCCAGGCCCACGGCCCCCAAACCCGCCCUGCAGAAGAAGCCUCCGGGGGAGCUGGACGCCGGCGACCUGCCCUCGCUGAGCUCCCUGGUGCUGUCGGAGCUGCCGGAGGAGCUGCGUAAUUUACCCCCGGACGUGCUGGCAGCCCACUUGGCCCGCCUGCCCCCCCCCGCGCUGGCCGCCCUGGCCGCUGGGCUACGACCCCCCGAGCCCUUCUUGCCCACGGCCCGGCUGGCCAGCGCCCCGCUGCAGCCCUUCGCCCCCUCGGUGCGCUUCCCGGGGCCCCCCACCCUCCCCGGCCACUACCGGCUGCCGGCAGCACCCCCCGCGGCACCAGGUCCUUUUCCCCGCGCCGGGGGGGCCCCGCUGCAGCUCCUGCAGCCCUCUGCCCCCCACCAGACCGGCCCCCCCCCCACAUCAGCCCCGGCUUCUGCCCCCCAGCUUUUCCCGCCCGCCCCGCUGCUGCCAACUUACGGGGGCCCCCCCCCCGGCCUUCCCCCCCGCUCCUCCCCGCAGCACGCUCCCCCCGCCGCCUCCUACAGCCUGGCCCAGCCCGGGGUGCCCCCCCUCCAGCCCCCGGCUCUGGGUGCAGCACCCAUGGGUGCCCAGCCACAGGCGGGCGGUCCCGAGCUGGCCCCGGUUGCCCGCCCGGCCACCACCACGGUGGACAGUGUCCAGGCCCCCAUCUCCAGCUGCGCUGCCCCCCCCCGCCCCCCCGGCCCCUUCCUCGCCCCGGGGGGGCCCCCUGCCCCCUUCCCCUAUGGCCAGGGGGGGCUGCAGCCCUUCGGGCAGCCGGCCCAGCACCCCUUCCCUCCCGGGCAGCACCCACACCCCUUUGCCCCCCCCAUGGAGGUGGCCCCUCGUGCCCAGGGCCCCCCAGCUUUCCCCCCAGCCCCCUUUUUGCCCCCCCCAGGGAGAGCCCAGGUCCCUCUCUCCUUCCCGCUGCCCCCCCAGCCCCAGUUUGCCCAGUUCCCCGGGCCCGGGGGGCAGCCCCCCUUGCCACCCCAACUCUACCAGCUCCCGGCGCAGGACAAGCUGCCCCCCCAGGGCCUCGCCCCCCCCCCAGCGGGGACCCUGCCCUUCCCCAGCGCCCCCGGCCCGAGCGGCCCCCCGGCCCUGCGUGCCGCUCUGGGGGGGCUGCCGCCCCCGGUGCCCGCCAGCUCCCCCGCUCUCCCCUUCUGCCCCAGCCCUGCUCCCCCCCAGCACCGUGGCCCUGGGCCCCCCCCGCGCCCCCCCCGGCUAGCCAAACCGCUCCCCACCACAUCCCCCCUGCCGCCAGCCCGGGCCUGGGCCAGCUGCCGGCCGCCGUGGUGGUCCAGGGCCCCCUGGUCCCCUCCCCAGCCCCCUCCCCGCAGCUGGUGCGGUUCGGGGGGGGCCCCCCCUCCCAGACCCCCCCCCGGCGAAGCCUCCUUCCAGCGCCAGACCUCCUCCACCGACGACCUCCUCUCCUCCAGCCCGGAGAGCCAGCCCGGCGGCUGCCAAGCGGCGGGGGGCCACCCCCUGCUCCAACCCACCAAAGCGUCGGCCCAAGACGGGCCGAAAAAACCCAAACCGGUGCAGCUGAUCGAAACGGACCCCUACGCCCGGCCCGAGCGGGUGCUGCGGCUGCUGGCGGAGCUGGGCCGCUUCCGAGGGGCGGUGGCGGGGCUGGAGAGGCCGGCGGCCGGCGGCCCGGCCCCGCUCGACGCCGUCUGGAAGGAGCUGCAGGAAGGGCAGGAGCGCGACGCCCGGCAGCUCUCCAUCGCCAUCGCCCGCUGCUACUCCAUGAAGAACCGCCACCAGGACGUGAUGCCGUACGACCGCAACCGCGUGGUGCUGCGCUCGGGGAAGGACGACUACAUCAACGCCAGCCGGGUGGAGGAGCUGUCGCCUUACUGCCCCCCCCUCAUCGCCACCCAGGCCCCGCUGCUGGGCACCGCCGCCGACUUCUGGCUCAUGGUCCACGAGCAGAGAGUCUCCGUCGUCGUCAUGUUGGUGUCGGAGCAGGAGCUGGACAAGCAGAAGGUGCUGCGGUAUUUCCCCGCCGAGCGGGGCCAGCCCCUGGUGCAGGGACCCGUCACCCUCGUGCUCACCAGCGUGAAGGUCGCCCCCACCCACGUGGAGAGGAUGAUCACGCUGCAGUACCGCGACCAGAGCCUCAAACGCACCGUGGUCCACCUCCAGUUCACCUCCUGGCCGGAGCUGGGUCUGCCCGACAGCAAGGCGAGCCUCCUCCACUUCAUCCAGGAGGUGCACGGCCACUACCUGCACCAGCGCCCGCUGCACACGCCGCUCGUGGUGCACUGCAGCUCCGGCGUGGGCCGCACCGGCGCCUUCUGCCUGCUGUACGCGGCCGUGCAGGAGCUGGAGGCCGGGAACGGGAUCCCCGACCUGGCGCAGCUGGUGAGGCGGAUGCGGCAGCAGCGCAAGCACAUGCUGCAGGAGAAGCUUCACCUCAAGUUCUGCUACGAGGCCGUCCUGCUGCAGGCCGAGCGGGUGCUGCAGCGCCACGGCGUGGGGGCCCCCCCCUGCGCCCCGGCCCCCCAACAGCGCCUCGCCCAAGGUAGGUGGUGUCUCUACUGCCCGCAGGACCCCCAGGACCUGGUGCUGGGGGGGGACGUGCCCAUCAGCUCCAUCCAGGCCACCAUCGCCAAGCUGAGCAUCAAAGCUGGGGGGGCCGGGGGCGACCCCGAUCCCGCCCCCCCCUCCCCAGAUCCCCCCCAGCCCCUCCCCGAGGGCGGCGGGAUGCCGGAGGGGGGAGUUGGGGUCCCCUCGCCCUCCCCCCCGCAGCCGCCCCUCCCUGAGAGCAGCACCCCCGCUCCGGAGAGCCCCGAACCCCCAGGGGGGGAGCCGCUGCCCCCCCCCCCCGCCCCCGCAGCCCCCCCUUCCUCCUCCUCCUCCUCCUCCUCCCCCCUGGAGCUGCUGGCCUCCCUGCGCCCCGAGGCCUUCAGCCUCGACGCCUCCCUCAAGGGCAAACAGCGCAUGAACAAGCAGAACUUCCUGCAGGCGCAGGCGGGCGAGGGGCUGCGCGGCCCCCGGCCCAGCGACGACCCCCUCAGCAUGUUGGACCCGCUCUGGACGCUCAACAAGACGUGAGGGGGGGGGGGGGGCACCCCAAAAUUGGGGGGGGGGGGGGGGGAGGGCUGCCUUCUUCCCCCCCCCCCCAGCCCUCUGCUUUGUACAGGUGUAACGCGGGCGCUCGCCUCCUCCUUCGACUCCACUGAGCACUGACUUUUUCAGCUCUUUGCUACUAAAAUAAAAGAGUUUGAGCCGCA